Messenger RNA from Drosophila subpulchrella, 1527 nucleotides. It is a transcript of the gene ase, whose product is annotated as achaete-scute complex protein T8. The record is from RefSeq and is a predicted model, not a curated record. Lineage: Eukaryota; Metazoa; Arthropoda; Insecta; Diptera; Drosophilidae. Gene Ontology annotation, molecular function: DNA-binding transcription factor activity, RNA polymerase II-specific; protein dimerization activity; RNA polymerase II transcription regulatory region sequence-specific DNA binding. Gene Ontology annotation, biological process: regulation of neurogenesis; neuron differentiation; sensory organ development. Gene Ontology annotation, cellular component: RNA polymerase II transcription regulator complex. Bases 1 to 1527 code for a protein of 508 amino acids. The transcript has a single exon.
AUGGCUGCCUUGAGCUUCAGCCCAUCGCCACCGCCCAAGGAGAAUCCCAAGGAGAAUCCCAGUCCGGGACUGAAGGCCACCCUGAAGCCCUUUGGCAAGAUCACAGUGCACAAUGUACUGAGCGAGAGUGGCGCCAAUGCCCUGCAACAGCAUAUAGCCAAUCAGAAUACCAUUAUACGCAAGAUCCGAGACUUUGGUAUGCUGGGUGCGGUUCAGAGUGCGGUGGCAAGUACUACCAAUACCACACCGGUGCCCAGUCAGAGGAAGAGACCACUGGGAGAAUCCCAGAAACAGAACCAGCAGAAUCAGCAGCCCAGCGGGGGAAAAGCUUCAGUGCCCGCCAAGAGGAGCAAGACCAGCAAGAAACUGGCCGUGGAAAAGCCCCCGAAAACACCAUCAUCCAUAACUCAACCCAGUAAGAUCCAAACGGAACCCAGUUUGGGCACACCGGGUAGAAAGGGUUUGCCACUGCCACAGGCUGUGGCCCGUAGAAACGCGCGGGAAAGAAAUCGCGUCAAGCAGGUGAACAAUGGAUUUGCCCUGCUGCGCGACAAGAUUCCUGAAGAAGUUUCGGAGGCCUUCGAGGCCCAGGGCGCCGGCAGGGGGGCCAGCAAGAAGCUCUCCAAGGUGGAAACGCUCCGCAUGGCCGUGGAGUACAUCAGGAGUCUGGAGAAACUGCUGGGCUUCGAUUUCCCCCCACUCAGCGGCCAGGGCAAUAGUUCCGGUUCCGGCGACGAUAGCUUCAUGUUCAUCAAGGACGAGUUCGAUGGUCUGGAUGAGCAUUUCGAUGACUCACUGAGCAACUAUGAAAUGGAGGAGCAACUGCCGCCGGUUGGCCAGCCAGCUUUGCCAGUGGAGAAUCAGAUUCUCAAUCCUAAUCAGAAUGAGAAUCUGAAUCCCCUGCAAGCCAGCGAUCUCCUGCCCAGCUUGACCACCCUAAAUGGGAUGCAGUAUAUCAGGAUACCGGGGACCAAUACCUAUCAACUGCUUACGGCUGAAUUAUUGGGCGAUUUGAGCCAGGAGCAACAGCAAGAGCAGCUACAACCAGGAACAACAGCUGCCUCCGCGGGGCAGUUAUCGCGAUCAUCGCCCGUGCCACAAAAGGUGGCAAGAAGCCCCUGCUCCUCGCCAGUUUCACCUGUCGCCGCGAACGAGCUGCUCUUGCAGGCGUGUGCCGCCCAGCUGCAACAGCAACUGAUCAAACAGGAAUACAUCAGCGGUGGCAACAUCAACGGCAGCAACACCAGCAACACUUUGAGUUCCCCGCAGCAACAGCAGCAGCAGCAAGUUCCGAUCCUGGGAUCCUCGCCCAUUUUACCCGCUUUCUACGACCAGGAACCCGUGAGCUUCUACGACAACGUAGUGCUGCCCGGCUUCAAGAAGGAGUUCAGCGACAUCCUGCAGCAGGAGCAGCCCAACAACACCGCCGGCGGUUGCCUCUCCGAUGAGAGCAUGAUCGAUGCCAUCGACUGGUGGGAGGCACACACGCCCAAAUCCGAUGGCACCUCCACCAAUCUGUCCAUGUAG